AUGAUAAAUUUCUCUUUUCCGGUUCGAUCCAGCUCACUUACCCAACGACUGCGAGGAAACUAUGUUACAGGUUAUGGCAUGGUGUUCACUGCAAGGAAAGAUGACACUGCUGACAAAAGAGCUUUCUCUUAUUUUGUACAUCAUUAUUUCAGUUGAAGUGGGCUAGCUGUUCACAACUAGGAAGCUAGUUUUGACAGUUAAGUGGUGCUUGAACUAUUGUGUUGAGGCUGACAGAACAUAGUUUCUUCAAGAUGAGCACGACAAUGUUCCGCUGUGAUCACUGUAACACUACAAUGACGGGUUCGGAGAAUUACCAGCAACAUAUCGAAGGCAAAAAGCACUUGAAGAAACUGAAAGCUCUUAGUAUGGGAUCAAGUUCUGUUACACAGGCUUCUACAGAGACUGGCAAUGGUCAGAGUGCACAAGAAUUAGUCACAGUCAAAGGUUAUGGAGGUCAGUUUGUAAAACCUUCAUCAGACACAGGUAACCAAGGAAACAAGGUUGAUCUACCACCACCACCAAAAAAUGUAAAUGCAGCCCAAAUUCUUGGAACAAAUAAUGCUGACCCAGUAAUGAAUGCUGUGAAGGCAAAUCUUCUAGGUAAACUACCUUUGAAACGUCAGGCGUAUGAUGGUAAAUGUGAAGUUUGUGAUGUAGAAUACACAUCAGCGUCACAUGAGGAACAACACUUGUCAGGAAAGAAACAUAAAAAGAAAGUACAGGCAAAAGAAGUAACAGGAGCGAAUGCAGCCACAUUAUUCUGUGGAUUCUGCAAUCUGCAUGUCAACUCAGUAGAGCAGAUGGAUCAACAUAGAAGUGGGACUGCACACAAGAAAAAAGUUGAAAAUGCUAAAAAAGCACAACAAGAGACACAACCACCACAUUCCGCUGCAAAGAAGAAAUUUGUACCAAGCAGUGGGACAGAAUUCUCAGAUCAGAUGUUGAUGCCUCCCCUACCCCCUGCUGCACUACUGGAUCUGAAACCACUUACAUAUGAUAAAUGAACAUAUUGUAUCAUUUAAUUGGUAAUCUUUUUAAGAAGUGGGCAAUUAACUUGAUGUCACCAGUCCUCGGCCUUGGUGGCAUCAGUUUAUGGGAAUUGUACAAUAAAUGAACAGUUUGUGUAGCAUAUAUUGGAGUUUAAAGUUCCUGGUGAAAUUUUGUAAACAGUAUUCUUAAAAGAUCAGAAGAUCAAAAGCAGAAUAUUACAAAAUAACAGAUUAUUUGACGUAGAUGUUUUCCAUUUCUUUAAGGUAAAUAUUACCAGAACUUUUUGAGUACCAAAAAAAGUUUUUAAGUUAAGAAUGGAUUGAAACUUCACACACUUGUCCACUGUCAUAAUUUGAUAUGCAAUAUACAGGUUCCAUAACCCUGUUUUGCAAUUUUAAAAAAUUAUGCCCCUUUUUCAUUCAGUUGACAAAGCUGUUGAAUAGUCGAGCGUUACUGUCCUCCAACAGCUCUUGUUAUUAAGAAGAUUGUAUAUGUAUUUAAUGCUAUAUUAUCAUAAAUAACUGUGGUGUCCUACAGAAUUGUGAAAUAUUUCAGAACUAAAUAUCAGUGGUCUUCAUUUCAAUAUGUUGAACUUGUAAAAACUCUGCUUUUCGCAAGAAGAAAAUGAAGUGUUCAACAUAAUUGCUGCAAAAAGCAUUGGAAAUAUUCUUUGUUUUGAUACAUGAGAAAUACCAAAGCUGCAAUUUUGUUGACAGGUUGAACUUUUGUAUAAAUGUUUUUUUUUCUCAUCCAUUUUUAAAGAGCAGGUAGACUUUUUCACAUUGAACUAAGAAUUUGUCAUUUUCUGCAAAUAAACUAGAUGUCAGAGCUGUAGUAAGAGGCUUAAUUUGACCAAGGCAAUUGAGAAGGGAUUUUGUUUUGUGUUUUUUGAGUGCUUUAAAUACUGAAGGCAUAAGUUUUGGUGAUUUGCAGCAGCAGGAGUAAACAUGGAUUGGGGUCUUGAUGCUGUGAGGGUGGGGAGAUUUUCAGAGAAAAAUUCAGAGUAUGACAUAAAGUAACACAUAAAUUGUUCUUGAAAACAAGACAAUGCAAGUGAUAUGGUGAACAAAAAUCUAUAAAAUAGGCAAAAAUACCUAUGUAAGAGUACACCGUUGCACAUUUUCGUGAAGGUGUCCACUGGUUUUUGUGUUUGAAAUAUUUAUAUUGUGGAUUGACUUUUUAAGAAUCUAAUGUUAAAGGAUACAUUAUUUUGCUAAACCUAUUAUCAUUGUUGCUUGGUUUUAUUUGUGUUUUAUUAAUUCUUUAAGUAUUCUUUGUUUGUUAUGCUUAUAGAUCAAUAAUACCAAAUUGUUUAAAGCACUUGUUUAGCUAACCAGAGCAAAAAAUACUUGGGGUCAGUUUUUGUGAUAGUCCUUUGUUGUUUUGUGUCUGUACAUCUAUACAUUGUUCAUAUUUUUCUUCAUCUCCUCUAAAGCCAUUUGGCAGAAGUUGAUGAAACUUUUCAUGGUUCUCUUCCAAAUUGAUUAAAAGUAAUACAUUCCAGAACUCUUAUUCUGUCAACACAAUGGAAAUGUUGUUUUUUUUAAAUCUUUUUGUCAGUUAGUGUUAGCUGGAUUUUAAAAUAUUUUUCUGAAAUGUUACACUGGCAGGUAACACUUUAUCAAGAACAGUAAAAUUAUUUCAGUUUGUACAAAAAAAAAACAUUGCUGCUUAGGGCAUAGUAAUUUUUCCAUAUUUGGACAUUGUAGGAAAUUUAAAAAUCUUGUAUGAAAGUGCUAGCCUGACUUCGUAAUAAAUUCACAGAGACGUUUUUUGGUGGCUUGCUUCCAAGAUUGUACAAAUUAUUCUGGUAUGUCACAAACAUGGCAGCAAGAGGGUUUGGUAUUUGCUAGAAACUGUAAAAAUCUUCUUGUCAGAAACUGCUUUUAUACUUUUAAGAUUAUUUCACACUAAUGUUUCUUGGGUGGGGGGAUGUUUACAAUGGUUGUUGAAGUUAUUCCAGUUUGUUUAAAAAAUGUGUUCAUCAGAUUGAAAAUAGAAGAAUCUUCAAACAACAUUCUUCAAAUUUUUCAUUAGAUGACACUGUGCCAAGAUUGUUGAGCAGAUUCCAGUUUGUAGAAAAAAAUAUCUUAAAAAGCAGUCUCCUCCAAAACCUCUUGCUGUACUUUGAAAUGAGUCUUUGGGGAUUGUCUACUAUAAAUGUUGAAGCCUUCUUAAUAUGUCAAAAACAUGACUGCUGGUAUUGGGGCUAGUUGCUUUACUGAGAGUCUUCUCUGAAUCUGCCGGCCAGUACUUAAAACAGUUUGGCAGAAAUGCUUCUUAGAUAACUACCAAAAUUGUUAGCUGUUUGAGCUGUGAAGCCUGGGUGAGUGAUCUUGGGGCCAUUAUGACCCUCUUGUUUAGAUUUUUUGGUGGAACUUAUUUAUAUACCAAAUAACUGCCACCCAUCUGUCAUACAAUUUUAUUCAAAUCAUUUAUGAUAGCAUUAUUUAAAAAGUUAAAGACAAUAGUAUUAUAGACAGUUAUUUCUGUUGUUACGUACAUCUUAAAGACUACUAAUUUCAUUUUUAAAUUAAAGACUUUCAGUUUAUAUUUGUAACUGAAUUAAGACCAUCUGUACAUUUUUUUCCAAACAUUGUCUUCAUUUAGAGGAUUUUAUACUGUAGCUGCAAAAAGUCCUUAUGAAGUUGUUAUUACAGUAAGUUGUUACACGUUUAUAUGAAGAACAUGAAAUUACCUUUAAUGACAUCAGUAACAUAUACUGCAUUUCUAGAACAUAUGAUUUGAUAUUUUUUUAUAAACAGAAAAACAGUUGAAAAUGAAAUUUGAUUGUUUUAUAUUUAUUUAAUUUACAUAUGAGCAUUAAAAAUAUGUAUAAAUUGAAAAUAAAAAGUUCGAAUGUGUAUUAAUUGCUUGAAAGAACUUGAUGAAAUUAACAUUACAUGAUAAAAGUGUU
Mercenaria mercenaria is the source of this 3907-nucleotide messenger RNA. RefSeq names its product zinc finger protein 385B-like. The transcript has 7 exons. Lineage: Eukaryota; Metazoa; Mollusca; Bivalvia; Venerida; Veneridae. The coding region runs from base 252 to 1004 and encodes 250 amino acids. Gene Ontology annotation, molecular function: zinc ion binding; nucleic acid binding. The record is from RefSeq and is a predicted model, not a curated record.